This is a messenger RNA of Pyrenophora tritici-repentis Pt-1C-BFP, 656 nucleotides long. RefSeq names its product SOH1, Rad5p-binding protein. Gene Ontology annotation, molecular function: transcription coregulator activity. The record is from RefSeq and is a predicted model, not a curated record. NCBI's taxonomy places the organism in Eukaryota, Fungi, Ascomycota, Dothideomycetes, Pleosporales, Pleosporaceae. Gene Ontology annotation, biological process: regulation of transcription by RNA polymerase II. Gene Ontology annotation, cellular component: core mediator complex; mediator complex.
GACCUUGUCCUGCACACUGCACCCCAAACAACAUGGCUUCUGAACACUCCCUCAAAGACGUCCCGGGCCUAGGAGGUUUCUCACGCUUCGAGCUCGAGCUAGAGUUUGUCCAGUGCCUUGCCAAUCCCGUCUAUCUCAACUAUCUUGCCCAGCAGAAGACGCUUGACAAGCCCGAAUUCGUCGCAUACCUCGGCUACCUACAGUACUUCAAGGAGCCAAAGUAUGCAAAAUUUCUCCAUCACCCGGGCCCCACGCUCCGUGCACUCGAGUUACUGCAGCAGGACCGCUUCCGACAGGACAUUCUAGCCCCCGGCCUCAUGGACCGCCUAGUCAUCGAAGGCCAGCGACAUGCAGUACCGGCAAAGAAAGACUGGCGGUAAACGCUCAUGGUCACAUCGGCCGAAGCCGUGAUGCGUGAUGCAAUGCGUGCCUGUCACUGCAAACCAUCGCCGACGCGCCGAAGCUGCAAUUCCCACCACCCCCAGCCAGCCACCGUCGCCCCGACAGCUGAACAACACCACCACCCAGACUGUUGGAGAGAGGAGAUUAAAUCGCAGCAUAGUUUGCGCCACACCGGCGCAUGUCAUGCCACGCGCGCCGCCACUGGCCUCUAGUUUAGAUGGUAAUCUAUCGUGGACCAUGGCAAGCAUCCCGCA